ACUUGAGUCCAUCCACACGAACUGACAAGCGUAUAGAUAACAAGGAGAGCAUCAAAUUAAUCCCGAUAGAUUGCUAGCAAAGAUGAUGUGUAUUCACUCAUUUUAACCUGCGUUAUUCGAGUGACGGAGGGAGAUAUUUUAUUGUCACAGACGGAUUCAUAUAGUGCCCUGUAAUACACCGGAACAAUAGUGUUUAUAUCUUAAUAAUCUACGCUUGCUGACCAGCUCUCAAUAACAAGACAAAGAACAGACACAGGUUUGAAGGACUAUUUUCUUAUUUCCAUAUUGGUCGAGUCUUCCGCUGAAAUAGUCCUGUCAUAUGGAGGCGUCAGGCAAUAUGGCUUGUGAGAGUAAGGCAAAGAGUUGUGCUGCUUGUGGACGAACCAUCUUGGAAAGGUUUCUUCUGCAUGCUGUUGAUAAAUAUUGGCACAUGGAAUGUCUUCAAUGUUCAUGUUGUAAUGUAAGGCUCGGUGAGGUCGGAACUUCGUGUUUUUCAAAAGGAGGGAUGAUUCUGUGCAGAAAUGAUUAUUUAAGAUUAUAUGGUUCAAGCGGUGCUUGUGCAGGUUGUUCAGAACCGAUACCCGCGGGAGAGAUGGUGAUGAAGAUCAGAGACAAAGCAUAUCACAUACGAUGUUUCACGUGCUGUGCGUGUCAUCAGAGAUUGGUCACAGGAGACCGUAUACACUUUGUAAACGAUAGAAUAUUUUGUGAAAGCGACUAUCCCCUGGCUUUACGAAGCAUGGCCAGCACUCCAACACAACAACAGCAACCGAUAUUUUGCUAGGUCUUGUCAGACUAUC
This is a messenger RNA of Dendronephthya gigantea, 800 nucleotides long. Its product is annotated as LIM domain transcription factor LMO4.1-like. The transcript has 5 exons. The record is from RefSeq and is a predicted model, not a curated record. Lineage: Eukaryota; Metazoa; Cnidaria; Anthozoa; Malacalcyonacea; Nephtheidae. Bases 320 to 784 code for a protein of 154 amino acids.